AUGAACUGUUCGUCACUUGGGCACCAUUUUUGUGUUGUUUCAAUACUAAUGGGAGCCCUUGUAGCCAAACUUGUCAGGACAACAUCCCCUUCAUCAUUGGUUCUUGUUUUUGCAAUGUCUUUGGUUGUUGUUUGUUGUUUUGGUGCUUCAGAAUCUGAUUUCUUAUUGAAGUUCAAGGAAGAAUUAACCAAUUCAACAUCUCUUACCAAUUGGAAUCCCUCAACAGGACCAUGCGAUUGGAAUCGUGGAAAUUGGAUUGGUGUUCUUUGUUUGAAUGGGAGUGUUUGGGGUUUACAGCUUGAAAACAUGGGAUUAACUGGUGUGAUUGAUGUUGAAACAUUGUCAUCGUUGCCUAAUUUUCGAACGAUAAGCCUAAUGAACAACAAUUUUGAGGGUACAUGGCCUGGUUUAGGGAAGAUAGAGACACUAAGGUCAGUUUAUUUGUCGAAUAAUAAGUUUUCUGGGGAGAUUCCUGAUGAUGCAUUCCAAAGAAUGGAGUCUUUGAAGAGGGUUUUGCUGUCGAACAAUCAUUUUACGGGGCCAAUUCCAUCUUCGCUCGCUGAAUUGCCUAAUCUCGUGGAGUUGAGGCUUGAUGGCAACCUUUUUGAAGGCCAGAUUCCUGGUUUUAAAGAAAAUAGUAUGAGAAGUCUAAACCUAGCCAACAACAAUUUGGAAGGUGCAAUCCCUACAAGCCUAAGUAAAAUGGAUGCCACCUCCUUCAAAGGAAACAAAAAUCUAUGCGGACCACCUCUACGCUCUUGUGAUGUGCCUAAUGCAUCCAAGAGUGCCAAGCUUCUUAAAGUUGCAAUUACUUUGAUGGUUGUAGGGAUUAUAUUAGCAGUCAUUGCUGCAACAUGUAUCAUAAUCCAAUGUAAGAGACAAAAUACGAUACAAUUAGGACGAGCCACAUCGAACGACUCAAACAUGAUUGCAUCUUCUUUCCGAGAGGAGCCUCACAAAUUACCAGUAAAAGGAGGGCACUAUAUGUGGAGGCCUGAUCAAGGGAAGUUGUCAUUUGUGAGAGAUGACAUAGAGAGAUUUGAUUUGCAAGACUUACUUCGAGCAUCAGCGGAAAUAUUGGGGAGCGGGACAUUUGGGUCCUCAUACAAAGCUGUGAUCAUGAGUGGCCAAGCAUUGGUUGUGAAAAGGUACAAACAGAUGAAGAAUGUGGGGAGAGAAGAGUUCCAUGAGCACAUGAGAAGGUUAGGGAGGUUGCGGCAUCCGAACUUGCAGCCUCUUGCUGCUUAUUAUUACAGGAAAGAAGAGAAGUUGUUGAUUUCAGAGUUUGUGGAGAAUGGUAGCUUGGCUAGUCUUCUACAUGGAAACCAUACUGUGGACAACCCGGGGCUUGAUUGGCAGACUCGAUUGAAGAUCGUUAAAGGCGUGGCGAGGGGGUUGGAUUAUCUCUACAAGGAGCUGCCUAUAGUUGUACCUCAUGGUCACAUAAAAUCUUCAAAUGUGCUUAUAGAUGAGUUCUACGAGCCUCUCUUGACAGAUUAUGCAUUAAGGCCAGUGAUCAACCCUGAACAUGCUCACGCGACGAUGAUUGCUUAUAAAUCACCGGAGUAUGCACGCGAAGGCCAUACAAGUGGUAAAACCGAUAUAUGGAGUCUCGGAAUACUAAUCUUGGAAAUCCUGACAGGAAAGUACCCGGAGAACUACCUAUCACAAGGUUAUGAAAGCAAUGCAGACUUAGCAACUUGGGUGAACACAAUGGUUAAGGAAAAAAGAACGAGCGAGGUGUUCGACAAGGAUAUGAUAGGGACAAAGAAUAGCAAAGGGGAGAUGAUAAAUCUUUUGAAGAUUGGAUUGUGCUGUUGCGAAGAAGAUGUUGGCAGAAGAUUGGGAAUUAGACAAGUUAUGGAAAAGAUCAAUGAGCUUAAAGAUGGUAGUGAUGCUGAUGAAGAUCUUACCUCGAAUGCAAGCGAAGGAUAUGCAUGGAGCUCAAGAGGGACUGAUGAUGAUUUCUCCUACUCGAACCGAUAGAGACGAAGAUGUGAAGGAAAGGACAGGGAAUUCUUGAAGGGACAGUAGACCUCGGGGUCGUGUGCAUUGACUUGAGAUGAAUGUGAAGAUGGAGGAGGUUGUUGUAUGGAGAUUGGCUUUUGUAAUUGAUUUCCAUGAGGAAGGAAAUGCUGCACCUUCAUGUGCAGAGUAAAUGGGUUAUAGACUUAUAGUUGACAGGAGUCUCGUGCUUUAGGGAUUGGAGAAAAUGUUAAAAGAGAAAGAAAGAGAUUGC
Tripterygium wilfordii is the source of this 2239-nucleotide messenger RNA. Its product is annotated as pollen receptor-like kinase 4. Gene Ontology annotation, molecular function: protein binding; ATP binding; protein kinase activity. The record is from RefSeq and is a predicted model, not a curated record. The transcript is spliced from 4 exons. Gene Ontology annotation, biological process: protein phosphorylation. Bases 1 to 1986 code for a protein of 661 amino acids. NCBI's taxonomy places the organism in Eukaryota, Viridiplantae, Streptophyta, Magnoliopsida, Celastrales, Celastraceae.